Molecule: messenger RNA, 960 nt
Organism: Lathyrus sativus (Indian pea)
Lineage: Eukaryota; Viridiplantae; Streptophyta; Magnoliopsida; Fabales; Fabaceae
Source: the annotation of a GenBank genome assembly
AUGAACUCAAAUAUGAAUGGUCAAGAUCAACAAGACUCACUAGUUUACACAGACAAUUUUGAGUUGCGUGAUUUCGUUGACGAUCCAAACUUUGAUCAAUUUAUUGAUUUAAUCAGAGGUGAGAAUGAAAAUGCAAUAUGUAACUUUGGUUCUGACCUUAUCAAUGACUGUUUCAUUGAUAAUCAUCAACCUCUUUCAAUUCCUCUAAUGCCAUUACUUGAUCAUAACAACAACAAUAUUAAUAAUAUUGUGAAUGUCUAUGAUCCAAGCUCUUCAACAAUUGGUUCCUUUGCUUGUUAUGAUGAGGAGGUUAAUGGAGAAGGAGACAAUAUUGGUGAUGAUUCUCCGGCAACAACAACCACGACCUCGAUCGAUGAUACCAAAUCUAGGGCUAAAACUGAUCGGUCCAAGACUCUCGUUUCGGAGAGGAGGAGGAGAGGUCGAAUGAAGGAUAAACUUUAUGCAUUGCGUUCUUUAGUUCCCAACAUUACAAAGAUGGAUAAGGCCUCUAUAAUUGGAGAUGCAGUAUCAUAUGUGCAUGAUCUUCAAGCACAAUCUAGGAAGUUGAAGGGUGAGGUUUCAGGACUUGAAGCAUCUUUAUCUGUAUCUGAAAAUUAUCAAGGAUCAAUUAACAACACCAUUAAUGUUAUUCAAAGCCAUCCAAUAAUUUGCAAGAAAAUUAUCCAGGUGGAGAUGUUUCAAGUGGAGGAAAGAGGUUACUAUGCAAAAAUAGUAUGCAAUAAAGGAGAAGGUGUUGCUGCUUCAUUGUACAAGGCUCUUGAGUCUCUUGCAAAUUUCAAUGUUCAAAAUUCAAACUUAGAUACCAUUUCUGACACUUUUCUACUUACAUUUACAAUGAAUGCAAAAGGUUCUGAACAAGAAAUGAAUCUUCAGAAUUUGAAGCUAUGGGUGGCAGGAGCUCUUUUGAACCAAGGCUUUGAAUUCAUGCCAUCCUUUUGA